GACAGAGGUCGGCUCAACGAACUCACUGCGGCACUUGGAUCUUGUCACUCUGGAGCCAUCAGCGCUCAUUGUACUCGAAGUGGCAUAGCGUCCUAAUUCCCUUAUAUCUCCACGCCUAGUUGCACUCGUAAUACACCCCCUGGGUCAUUUCUCUACCCGAAGGGCUCGUCCCAGCAAGUCCUAACAACUAACAUAACCUAGCUGUCAUUAUUUUGCCUCCUUUAACUCUGUAUGAAAUUUGCUGUUGAUUGCUUCGAGUCCUCGAGUUUCGCAUUUUCCCCUUGGUCUUUUUUCAAAUAAAGAGUUCAUCACUCUGGCAGCAUUUCUAUUUGUCUCGCUGCCUGGUUUUUCAAGUCCCGCAACUUUUAAUCCUCGCCUGUGUUGUUGAUAAGGUACUUACUGAAAUUGUUGCAUUAUCGCUUAUCAUGUUCAACGCUUCCACCACCUGGUCUUCGAUGCUCCCCAGCGCUUAUCCUAAGCCACUCCGGCCGGUCGUUCUCCUCACCACCAUGGUCUCCCUCAUAUGGGCGCUGGUUUUGGCAGUCAAGUUUGUUGAAGAUCGGACAGAUGACUCAGAAACCAAGCGGAUGAAAGUAUUUGAUAACAUUUUGUCUAUCUUCUUUUUCGUUGUUGCUGCAUUGGAAGUGUUCGGAAUCGUAGCUGUAAUGUCACAAAAGAUUCUGCUUGCGCGGCUGUACUUUUUCGUGUCCGGAUUCGCAGCAUUUCUGAUAUUUUCGGCCGAAUUGAUUCGUCUGAUUGCUCACUUUGUCGUCAAGAGUGAUUUAAUCGACGACUGUCGAUCUGCAUUAACCGGGGCCAAGGCAGAAACGUUAAAUGGAGCCAUCGCUAGUAUUGAUGCCACCGAAGCUUCAAGACUAUGCGAAGGCGAUUGGCAAAGAGGGAUCUGGUGGGACCUCGGUUGGCUGGUUUUGACCAGUUGUUUAGCCCUAUUAUUCACCGGAAUAGUCGGUGCAUAUUAUCACCAACUACUAGAUCCAUCCUUCAGUAGGACGGCUGUCAAUAAUGAAGAAAUGGUAGAUCAACGAUUCAAUGGCAGAGCUCAAGAUGGAACUAAUGCAUAUCCGAUGGAGCCCUAUCAAAACAUGGCCUACCAAGCACCCCAGCAUCAAGAUGUACCAUUUGUACCACCGCAGUAUAACAUGCCACCAGAGUAUCGACCGGCUUCCGGAUUUCCCGGCGAACAAGGUAAACACGACACCAAAGAAGCACUCGAAAGAGUCAGUUUGUCUGAUCCGCCCCCGAGAUGAUUCACGAAUAUUCCACCGCUCAAUAGACUGUUCAUAUCGUCUCAACGAACAUCUUUACCACUAUUCAAAUCAUUUCCAGAUGCUUCUUGACCUUGUGAUUCUAUCAUUCUUUUGCUCUUAUCGUUAAUGUAUUUUUUUCACUUCUUUUUUGUCCCUGCAAGUCUGAACCCCACGUUUGAAGAAAAAAAACAAGAAGCUACAGAGUCGAAAAACAGAUGCUUCUGCACUUACCACACCGUCCAGCUCUUGCGUCUGUCUCUUCAGCUCUUGCUGCUCUGAAACUUGUACUAUAUCUUUAUCACACUCGCUGUGUUGUUUUUUGUGAAGAAUAAAGAUGGCACUUGAGUAGCGACAUUACCAUCAUAUGGAAGAACGGUUUCUCACCAUCGAGAAUCUCUUGGAUCCGAUUGUGAUUCUAUUUCUGGCAGUUUUGAUACAGUAAUGCAAUCAUAGGUCUAUGCUCAUAAA
Messenger RNA from Puccinia graminis f. sp. tritici CRL 75-36-700-3, 1736 nucleotides. RefSeq lists its product as uncharacterized. The transcript has 5 exons. Lineage: Eukaryota; Fungi; Basidiomycota; Pucciniomycetes; Pucciniales; Pucciniaceae. The coding region runs from base 426 to 1268 and encodes 280 amino acids. The record is from RefSeq and is a predicted model, not a curated record.